Molecule: messenger RNA, 896 nt
Organism: Haliotis rufescens (red abalone)
Lineage: Eukaryota; Metazoa; Mollusca; Gastropoda; Lepetellida; Haliotidae
Product: 40S ribosomal protein S3a
Exons: 7
Coding region: 55-855 (266 amino acids)
Biological process (GO): translation
Cellular component (GO): cytosol; ribosome
Molecular function (GO): structural constituent of ribosome
Source: RefSeq, a predicted model, not a curated record
CCCACAAUGCUUCUCGGUCUUUUCUAAACUUCCUCUUUACAACAUUUGGCCACCAUGGCGGUCGGUAAAAAUAAACGACUGACUAAAGGAGGCAAAAAGGGUGCCAAGAAGAAGGCAGUUGAUCCCUUCGCAAAGAAAGACUGGUAUGAUGUGAAGGCCCCUUCUAUGUUUGCUGUACGCCAGAUUGGCAAAACCUUGGUUACAAGAACACAAGGAACAAAAAUUGCCUCCGAUGGACUUAAGGGUCGUGUGUUUGAGGUGUCCUUAGCUGACCUUCAGAACGAUGAGGUGACCUUUAGAAAAUUCAAGCUGAUUGCCGAAGAUGUUCAGGGCCGUAAUGUCCUGACUAACUUCCACGGCAUGGAUCUUACACGAGACAAGCUCUGCUCCAUGGUGAAGAAAUGGCAGACUUUGAUUGAGGCUCAUCUGGAUGUGAAGACAACUGAUGGUUACUUGUUGAGGAUUUUCUGCAUUGGUUUCACCAAGAAGAGGGCCAACCAAGUGAAAAAGACAUGCUAUGCCCAGCACACACAGAUCAAAGCUAUCCGCAAGAAGAUGCUUGAGAUCGUUGGCCGAGAAAUCACCGCCAAUGACAUGAAAGAAGUUGUAAACAAGCUGAUCCCCGACAGUAUCGGCAAGGACAUUGAGAAGGCAUGCCAGGGAAUCUACCCCCUCCACGAUGUCUACGUCAGGAAGGUCAAAGUUCUCAAGAAGCCCAAGUUUGAUGUUGGCAAGCUCAUGGAGCUCCAUGGCGAGGGUAGUGGCGGUGGCUCCUCCAAACCCGUGACGUCCGAGGGAGGCGAGGGAGUGACCCGGCCAGAGGGAUAUGAACCACCAGUCCUCGAAUCGGUGUAAACUAUGUACAUGGGAAAAAAUAAAAGCUGUCGGAGAACGUA